Molecule: messenger RNA, 726 nt
Organism: Capsaspora owczarzaki ATCC 30864
Lineage: Eukaryota; Filasterea; Ministeriida; Capsasporidae
Exons: 6
Coding region: 18-587 (189 amino acids)
Biological process (GO): mitochondrial translational termination
Cellular component (GO): mitochondrial large ribosomal subunit
Molecular function (GO): translation release factor activity
Source: RefSeq, a predicted model, not a curated record
CUUACCUUUGCAGUAAAAUGUCAAUCGCUCGUUUUUGGCCUCGAAUGGCAACGCCUUGCCUGCAGUCGGCGCCAACCGCGUGUAUGGCUGUACACCACACAUGGCUGCGAGCAUUGAGCACACAGGCGGGUCGAGCACUCGCUCCCGCAGACAAGGAGGAUCGCUCUGUCUUUGUUGGUCCCGUUCCACGAGAUCGUGUCUCGGUCACUUUUGCGCGGAGUAGUGGUCCUGGAGGCCAAAAUGUGAACAAAGUUAAUACAAAGGUCGAGCUCCGAUUCAACCUCAGCGAAGCCAGCUGGAUUCCCGAGCGUGUGAAAAAUCGCCUCGUUCAGUUUGAGGGUAGCCGCAUAACAAAAGAGGGAGAAUUUCACGUAACGUCAACAACCCACCGAACACAACUCAAGAACAUUGAAGAUGCAUUCGAAAAGCUCGAAGUCAUGCUGGCAAAAGCGUCCGAACUUCCAACCGAAACCUCUCCCGAGCAGCAGGCGAAAGUUCGUCGAUUAGAGCGUGCUGCCAAUGAGCGUCGUAUGAUGGAAAAGAAGAUGCACUCUUCGCGCAAGAGUAGCCGCCGUGACGACUUUUAGCGGCCAUUUUGUUAAUUUUUUUGUACUGUACUGUAUUCAACUUUCCUGCAAACAAAAAUUGAAGCACGACUUGGUUUUGUAACAAUCAAUGAAAUUAAGGAUCACGCAUGUUUCACGCCAUUCACUCGUCGGGACUUUG